AUGGCGACAACAGCAUACGACCGACCGUUUGUCUCUUGUGAAGACUCUUUGCCCAGAGUGGCUGGUGCCUUCAACUUUGUAUGCACAGUUUCUUCCAUUGCCAUCAUGGUAGUGCCACUUCAGCUAUGUGGUCGAUUCAUGAAGCAAUCAUACUUGGAAGCAAAAGUGUACUUUGUGUUUCUGUUUCUCACGUUUGUGUGGAACUUGAUGGAGCAUGCCACUGGAGUUCUGGGUCCUCCCUGCAUUGAGUCGAUUGGAUGCUGCUCCAAUCUGUGGCUAACAGCUCUGCUGCUCCGAAUUCAGGGAUGGGAAACGAUCGUGAACGAGGUCCGCAUGGUGGCUACGCUCUUAUCCAUUCUAUCAAUCAUGAUUGGGUUUUGGAGCAUACACGCAGAGAUCAAGGCGUACUAUAGCAUUGCCACACCUCUCGUCAUUUACAUUUUAUCAACCAUGGGCAGACUCAGCUAUGACAAUCCAGUUGCUUGGAGGUAUUACACCUGGUCACUGAUUCCGGCACUGACAAUGGCAGUUUCAUUACCAUUGGAGCCUUCUUGGUGCAAUCUGUGGGACACAGACAACAGGGCUCGUGCUUUCUAUCAUGGAAUCUACAUUCACACCUUGGCCACCGUCUUUCUGCGAAAUGUCGCAUCUUGUGUGUUGGAGCUAGUCGACAAGGCCGAAAAACAGCGAGAAUGUAUCAAAAAGCAGCUCUGA
Molecule: messenger RNA, 714 nt
Organism: Seminavis robusta
Lineage: Eukaryota; Bacillariophyta; Bacillariophyceae; Naviculales; Naviculaceae
Source: the annotation of a GenBank genome assembly